Molecule: messenger RNA, 2962 nt
Organism: Lineus longissimus
Lineage: Eukaryota; Metazoa; Nemertea; Pilidiophora; Heteronemertea; Lineidae
Product: cationic amino acid transporter 4-like
Exons: 4
Coding region: 200-2137 (645 amino acids)
Biological process (GO): transmembrane transport; amino acid transport
Cellular component (GO): plasma membrane
Molecular function (GO): amino acid transmembrane transporter activity
Source: RefSeq, a predicted model, not a curated record
UGGUAGAGCUGUCAGGGUUGGACGUUAUAGAAAAAAGAAUUGACUCGGUUUUCACUGGUGUAGAUGAUCGAAAGAGGAUAGUCGCAUCCAUUUUGAGGAUUUGAUCCUUUUAUUUGGACUACACUUGUAUCAAAAAUAGUCUGAGGUCCUGGAACGAUAAUCUUCGUGGAGUUGGAAGGAUCACAGCCCAUAAUCAAAGAUGACGUCUAAAUCAGGGGAACACACGAAAUGUAGUGCCUUCUGCGAGGCCCUCUGGCACAAGGUUACUCGAACCAAAACUCUCGGGUCGGACCUCAUGACAACACCCCUGAAACGAUGCCUCACCACGCUGGAGGUGACAUUCUUCGGAAUAGGGCAGAUGGCGGGAGCUGGGAUAUACGUCUUGACUGGUGCGGUAGCGAAACAAAAGGGCGGCCCUGCGACACCUCUCUGCUACCUCAUAGCAGGUUUGGUGUCCUUUUUGUCGGCGCUGUGCUACGCGGAAUUCGGCGCAAGGGUACCUAAAGCAGGAUCGUCCUACACGUACGCUUACGUCACUGUCGGCGAACUUUUAGCAUUCAUCAUUGGUUGGAAUAUUCUUCUCGAACAUUGCAUCACUACCGCUGCAACUGCGCGUGCGUGGAGUGGUUCCAUGGACACCUUAUUAAAUGGUGCCAUGAGUAAUGGCACCAUGGACGCGGUCGGGAGAAUAAAUGUUCCAGGGUUUGCAAAAUAUCCCGAUUUCGUUGCGACGGGGUUGAUCAUUCUGUUGGCAGUUCUAGUCAUCUUGGGAGCCAAGGAAUCGGUGACCUUCAGUGUGGUGAUCGCCAUUUUGAAUAUUGCUAUCAGCGUAAUCAUCAUAGGAGCGGGUAUGUCCCGGGCUAACAUUGCUAACUGGGAAAACAAGGACCAUGGCGGCUUCCUGCCCUUUGGAACCGGUGGCCUUCUAGGGGGCGCGGCGAUGUCAGUUUAUGCUUACACCGGAUAUGACGCAAUAUGCAUCGCAGGCGAGGAGACAAAAAAUCCUGCAAAAUCUAUGCCGAUUGCAAAUGGCGUCGCGAUGUCUUCAGUAAUGGUGUUGUACAUUUUGCUCGCGUCGACUCUGACUCUCAUGAUACCAUAUUAUCAAGUUGACCCUGACGCGGCUUUCACAGUCGCCUUCAAGGCUCUGGGAAUGCCAUGGGCGGAGAUUCUGGUGACUGUUGGUGCCCUGGUCGCUAUUACCGGGACCUGCCUCGGAAACAUGUUCUCAACCUCCCGCUCCGCCUACGCGAUGGCCAGAGACGGAAUCCUCUUUGAGAUAGUUUCAUACGUCCACCCGAAGACCAAGACACCAAUCGUUGCAAUAAUCGCCUUUGCUGUGAUCGCAGGGACUUUAGCUAUGGUCUUGGACGUUGGCCACUUGGCAGAGUUCGUCUCAAUCGGGACCCUUGUGGCGGUGUCUGUGGUUUCCGCGUGUGUGAUCGUACUACGCUACCAGACUCUCGAACAGUGCCAAUUCGAAUUGAAAGUGAAAGCAAAGCCACAUGAACCAGGAGACGAAAGUCAACAGCUUGUUGACGAGGAAGCAAAGUUUAAGAACUUAGGAGAGCUGAAACCACGCUUUCGGAAUGUUCCGAUUCUGCGUGACUUGAAGCCAGGCAAAGGGCCGGUCAUUGCCACGGGUGUUAUGAUGGCCUUCAUGGCGGCGUUCGCUCUGGCCUCCUCCUUCGCGGUGAGGAAUGCCGCUCAUGUUGCCUGGUGGUCAUACAUCAUCAUGAUACUCAGCGGCGUGGGACUUGCUAGUAGCUUUGCCGUGAUCUGCAUGCAUAAACAGAACCAUUACUUCCAGACAUUUCAGAUGCCCCUGGUACCCUUUCUGCCAUCCCUGAGUAUGUUACUGAACAUCGGCCUGCUGAUGCAGAUGUCAUGGCUAGCGUGGGUUAGAUUCCUCAUCUGGAUGCUUAUUGGAUUCCUCAUAUAUUUCGGUUAUGGUAUCCGACAUAGCAAGGAGAACAUUAGCUCGGACGAUCAGCCAAUGGGGCCGACCAGCAUGGAGGGGUCGUACCAAGCCGUGGAAUCAUCUGGUGAUGGCACCCCCUCCCGGCCAGAUGCGGAAACUAAAGAUGAAGGAUCAACUGAAGAAAAGCAUAAUGGAAAUGCGAAGAAGACAGAAUAAUGCAACAUUAGAAUGGCAAAAACAAAUUGGAGUGCAUAAAGGCCGUGUAGCAGCAGGGAAUUCCAGGGGGGAGUGCUUUCCCCCUUUAUUAUGAAUUUGAUUUAUAGUAGACUCCAUGGUUUACUUUUCAGAUUCCUCAUCUAUUUUGGCUACGGAAUCCCACUCCGGAGGUAGAUUCGCUAUUAUCAAAGUUUUGUUUUUAUUCCUGUCCAGCUGAAAAACAAAAUAUGUUUCGCAAAAUUCCCACCCAGAAAGGGUCAAUAAAUUGUUGGUGUAGAAAGGAUUUCGCGCCGAUUUCGCGCGCUACUUCAAUGAUAUGACUGAUGACGUCACCGUGCUUUAGAAAUAGAACCACUAUGACGUCAAAUAUCGUAACGUGCAUAGAUUAGUCCGUCUUCAUUUCGUUUCUGCUUGUUACAUUAUAAUUACCAUAAUCAGAUAUUAACACUCUUCACCCUGCCCAUCAGUCAGGGGCAUAUUUGCGGUGGGGAGCAACAUAAAAUUUGUCUAAAAGGCUUUGUGUACCUCAAAAUCAAAAUUAUUUAUUAUUGUUUUUCAAAUAGAUCUGGCCAAAGGCACUUGGCUGACCUCUUUUCAGUGAACUGAAUACUGUGAUCACAAAUACGGUGUAGUAAUGUUACACAGCCCUGGGCAGCCGGCUUUGGUUGAUACAAGCUAUACUUUCUUCAGCAUUGGUAAGGCCUACCCUGAUAAAGAUAUAUUAGAUAAUCUAGUGUUGUGUCACACCAUUAAAUACGGCGAAGAUGACUUCAAAUGCUAAUAUCAAUUAUCAGCCACGUGAAGUGUGCUCUAUAAAUAUUUUAA